GCAUCAUCUGAUCUCUCUCUCCCAUCCUCUCAUCACAAUUCCAUUUCCCAAUCUCGAGAAAGUGCCAUAGAACGAGCACAUACACAGAUGCUCACCUGUCUUCUUCCCUCACCUCAUCCUCACAAUGAUUUGGCCUGGAAACUCACAGAGAUCCUCUGCUAGUACUUGAACACAUAGUCAGUCUCGGACUGAGUGUGGUAGUUAACAUCUUCUUCCUUCACCUUUCGCCACUCUGCUGUUGCAGCUGCCAAGAUUUCGAGCUAGAAGGAGGCAAUGGCUUCUUCGCCUCCUGCAAUUAUUGGGACAGAGCCCACCUGGGUCCCCUACGAGCCAACCAGGGACUGCUCCCAGGGGCUGUGCAGCAUGUACUGCCCGCAGUGGUGCUACUUCAUCUUCCCUCCGCCGCCGCCCUUUGACCUCGCCGACCCCAGCCAGGACGACUCCUCCGGCCAUGUCUUCUCCCCACUUGUAAUUGCAAUCAUCGGUGUGCUAGCAACAGCCUUCCUCCUUGUCAGCUACUACACCUUCAUCUCCAAGUACUGCGGCACCUUCAGCUCCCUCAGGGACAGAUUUUUUGGCUCCCACUCUGUUGCCGGUGCCAGAGGUGGUGGAGGCAGUGGCAGUGGUAGCGGUGGGAGCGGCCACGGCCAGUCGAGGAGCCAAGAAUCAUGGAAUGUCUCGCCGUCGAGCGGGCUGGAUGAGACCCUGAUCAACAAGAUCACAGUGUGCAAGUACAGGCGCAGCGAUGGAUUCGUCCACACGACAGACUGCUCGGUCUGCCUCGGUGAGUUCCACGAUGGGGAGAGCCUUCGGCUUCUGCCGAAAUGCAGCCAUGCCUUCCACCAGCAAUGCAUUGACACAUGGCUGAAGUCGCACUCAAAUUGCCCCCUCUGCCGCUCCAACAUUACAUUUGUCGCCGCUGGUGAGGUGUUGCCGGAGCCAGAGCUCUGUCCCCCAGGCCAGAGCGGGAGAGGCACACAUGAGGUGGUUGUGGUGAUGGAAGACUUGGAAAACAUGUGUGAAGAGCAGCAGGACAGUGGUAGCGGCAGUGUUGACAGUGAUGAUCAUGAGGUGAAGGAUGGUCCGGAGGGAAUGGAGGAGGCAAAUUGCAUAGCCGAGAUCAGAGAAGAAGGCGUUCCACCAAAGAUGGGGUGUGCAUCGUCGUCAAACCUGCAGCGUGACAGCCGGAUGUCCAUUGCUGACGUGCUGCAGUCCACCAUGGAAGAUGAGCUGAUCGCAGCCAGGCAGAGUGGGCUCCUUGCAGGUGACCAUGGCACGUCAAGGCGGUGCCGCGGUGAGAACAGCCAUGGACGGAGUCGCAGCAGGCGCGCAUUGCAGGACGCCCCAGACUCAUUGCCGAUGAAGAGAUUGCCGCCCAGUGGCAGGUCUUGCUUGAGCAGCAAGAGUGGCAGGGGAACUGAUUCAGAUCAUUCAGUGCGAGGUGGUCAGUCGUGAUGUCCUUAGCCAGGAUCCUGGACAAGAUAGGAUCCCGUCUGUUUGCGUGAUGGGAUGCAAAAUAGGGAAGCAAGGACCAUCAUCAUAAUUUGGAGAUGUCGUCGUCUUGUGAUAAUGUUGAUUUCCCGCAGUUGCAUGUGAUGCUACGGCCAAACCCUUCCUUGGCGAUGUUUGGGUAAGAUCUCUUGUGAUGAUAGUUUGGCAGGCGUUGGAUCUUCUCGUUUUUUGCUCUUCCGUGUUACAAUAUGACAUAGGUCGUCUCCUCCACACAUUUCAUUCCUUCAGUGAACAUGUUUUACUGUGAGUGCAGUAGAAGGCUAAAGUUUUCUCCGGCCUGACCUGUUUUUCUUGCCUUUUGUGUGUUUGUGGCUUCACCAUUCGUUGCAAAGUGAGUGUGGAAUCCGAAGGAUCAAAUGUUAGUAUGAAAUAUUGG
Messenger RNA from Lolium rigidum, 1888 nucleotides. Its product is annotated as E3 ubiquitin-protein ligase Os04g0590900-like. Gene Ontology annotation, biological process: protein ubiquitination. The record is from RefSeq and is a predicted model, not a curated record. The coding region runs from base 274 to 1455 and encodes 393 amino acids. Gene Ontology annotation, molecular function: transferase activity. The transcript has a single exon. NCBI's taxonomy places the organism in Eukaryota, Viridiplantae, Streptophyta, Magnoliopsida, Poales, Poaceae.